Molecule: messenger RNA, 1569 nt
Organism: Callorhinchus milii (elephant shark)
Lineage: Eukaryota; Metazoa; Chordata; Chondrichthyes; Chimaeriformes; Callorhinchidae
Gene: slc36a4
Product: solute carrier family 36 member 4
Exons: 10
Coding region: 246-1427 (393 amino acids)
Biological process (GO): L-alanine transport; amino acid transmembrane transport
Cellular component (GO): vacuolar membrane
Molecular function (GO): L-proline transmembrane transporter activity; L-alanine transmembrane transporter activity
Source: RefSeq, a predicted model, not a curated record
CUCUCUCUGCCGGGACUUUGCGAGAGGCCGCGUUUCCAUUUGGGAGGAGGCGGCGGCGGUUUGGUGGGUGAGUGGGUGGGUGGACGGACACGGAUGGUGUUGGUGUUUAAACGUGCGUUGUUGUUGUUGUUGUUGUGUUCCCCAGAGAUGUUUUGAGGAGAAGCUGCUGUGUCUGUCGGGAGGUGUGUGUGUGUGUGUGUGUAGGAGGAGGAGGAGGAGGAGACGGCCUCUGACGUGGCGCUGACAUGGAGCCGAACGAGGAAAUAGAUAUGGAAGUUAUGAAACCUCUUAUAGAAGCAACGCAUAGUUCCGAAGAAAUAUCAGAUGAAGAACAUGAGCCUGAUUUAACAGGGAUGCAUUCACAAGAGUUUGGUGAUCAACAGGGCAUAACGUUUACUCAAACACUUGUUCAUUUGUUGAAAGGAAACAUUGGCACAGGAUUGCUAGGUUUGCCUCUCGCAAUCAAAAAUGCAGGUCUUGUGCUUGGACCAGUCAGUCUUGUGUUGAUGGGCAUUGUGGCAGUUCACUGUAUGCACAUUGUAGUACGCUGUAGUCAUCAUUUCUGCCAAAGGCUUAAAAAACCAAGCCUGAGUUAUGGUGACACAGUGACUUGUGCCAUGGAACAUGCACCAUUCCACACCCUUCGAACCAAGGCUUCAUGGGGAAGGGCAACUGUCGACUUCUUCCUCAUUGUUACGCAGCUGGGAUUUUGCUCGGUUUAUUUUGUGUUUCUCGCUGUUAAUAUGAAACAGGUGGUAGAAGGAUUUCUGAGGAAUCAUACGGAGUACAAUAACCUCAACAGCACUGAAAAUAGACCUGAAGACUGGAAUUUUGACUCGAGGAUCUAUAUGCUGUUUUUACUUCCCUUUCUGAUCUGCUUUGUGUUCAUCCGUGAUCUGAAAUACCUUGCAGUGUUCUCCUUCCUGGCUAAUCUUGCUAUGGCAGCCAGCCUCGUCAUUAUCUAUCAAUAUAUUAUGUGGGACAUAACUCAUUCAGGGAAACUCCCUCUGGUUGCCAGCUGGAAAAAGUACCCACUUUUUUUUGGGUCUGCAAUAUUUGCUUUUGAAGGAAUUGGUUUGGUGCUUCCUUUAGAAAAUAAGAUGAAGCAACGGAAACAAUUCCCACAAGCACUGAACAUUGGCAUGUUCAUCGUCCUUACUUUGUAUGUUUCUUUGGGAACCAUUGGGUACAUGCAUUUUGGUGAUGACGUUCAGGGCAGUAUUACGUUAAAUCUUCCACAGCACAUAUGGUUAUACCAGCUGGUGAAAAUCCUCUACUCCUUCGGGAUCUUGGUGACGUACACAGUCCAGUAUUACGUACCAGCGGAAAUCAUCAUUCCAAUUGUCUCUGCACGAGUAAGCGAGAGACGGAAACUACUUUGGGAUUUUGUGGUCCGAGCUCUUAUUGUUUGCCUAACCUGUGAGUAAACUUCCACGCAUUUUGAUGAUUAAAACAACACACUUUCCUUGGGCUGCAGAAAAAAUCCUAAUGCACUGCAGUGAGCUGAAUUUGCUACUGGAACAUUUUGUUCUGAUAUUCUAGAUUAUUGGUAAGAAUGCACAUAAAACC